Molecule: messenger RNA, 1126 nt
Organism: Tauraco erythrolophus (red-crested turaco)
Lineage: Eukaryota; Metazoa; Chordata; Aves; Musophagiformes; Musophagidae
Gene: ENKD1
Product: enkurin domain containing 1
Cellular component (GO): cytoplasmic microtubule
Source: RefSeq, a predicted model, not a curated record
GAACGACGGCAGGAUGUGUGAAGGGCCAUCCAGGAUUUCUGGACCCAUUCCUCCAGACCCUACGCUCUUUCCAAACUAUUACAAACGCCCCUUCUCAGCUCGAGGGAGGCUGGAAGGGAAUGCUCAGAAGCUGGAUUUCACCUCUGGCCCCCUGGACCCAGUGCCCAACCCAUACCCUGCUUUGGGCAGUGCCCGCCAGGCCCAGCCAGCCCCUCGCAUUCGCCCCAGUGGAAGGGACUUCCUGGAGAAGGGACGGACGGGGACGCUCGGUCUCUUACUGCGGCUCGAAGGGAUCUCCCUUGACGGGAGGCUGCCAGUCAAGAGGAAGGAGUCCAAGGACCACGAGAAGGAAAACGUGAGGCGAAUAAAGGAGAUUCAGAAGAAGUGCAAAGAGAAGGAGCAAGCCCAAGAGCACAGCCAGCCCAAGCCUGUGAAAGCUCUCUGGAAAUCCCAGAAGUAUGAAAACGUGGAGUCAAAGGUGAAGGCCAAGCUGCAGGAGAGCUCCCCACCUCCGAAUCCAGAGGCUCUGAAAUUCCUGAGGGCAUAUUCUCGCUGUGGCCCUGGGAUCAAGCCAUGCAGACCGCCCUCCCCAAGGCCUGCCAGAAUGAAAGCAGGGGCAGAUCCAGAGGCUCCAGAGGCACUGGAUGCUGAAGCCAAGAUCCAGGUGGAGGGCAGGAGCAUCGACUUCAUCAAGCACAACGCCCGCAACGCCAAGCGGGCCCCGCUGCGGCGCUCCCAGUCCCUGCAGGCGCUGGCCGAGCUGCUGGACCAGAAGCACCGGGAGCAGGAGGAGUACAACGCCAAGCAAAAGGGCCACGUCCCCCAGUACCUGCUGGAGAGGAAGGAGCUGUGGCGCAGACAGAUGGAGGAGCGGCUGCAGAACCUGCCAGACCCUGACACGCCACCUGGUCAUGCCAUGAUGCCAGAGGGCCAACGGCUGGAGACCCCCGGCAAUCUGAAGCAGAGCCAGGAGCAGCUGACAAAGGACCUGGUGAUGCUGCCAGUGCGCUCGGACACCCUCAGCAUGCAGAAGAGGCGGUUAGAACUGGAGAGGAAGCUCUCUCAGAUAGAGGAGGCCAUCAAAAUUUUCUCGAGGCCCAAGGUCUUCAUCAAGCUGGACUCCUGA